Molecule: messenger RNA, 1440 nt
Organism: Fonticula alba
Lineage: Eukaryota; Rotosphaerida; Fonticulaceae
Exons: 4
Coding region: 137-982 (281 amino acids)
Source: RefSeq, a predicted model, not a curated record
CGGUUUUCUCGCCCGCUAAGAGACAGUCCAGGAGCCUGGGAUCUACGAUCGGUCGCCAGCCAAUACCCCUCUCUCCCCCUCCCUGUCGCCCCUUUGAUAGAGCUGCGGUGUUUUUGCGUCAAACGGCAAGCGUACCAUGUUCAGCCACGUCAACCGUUGCGCCUCGGCGCUCUUCCGUGCUGGCCAGCCUCUGGCCAUGGCCAGCCCCAUGUCGGCCUCGUUGCUGGCCUCGGUCGCUGCCCGCCCGGCCGUUGCCUCGGUCGCGGUGGCCACCCAGCCGGCUUGCCACUACUCGUCCAAGCGCAAGAAGCGCGGCAUGCGCGUCUUCCGCCAGCCGGCCGCCACCUACUCCAUCGACGAGGCCGUGCGCAUCCUCAAGGCCCUGUCUUUCACUCGCAGCACCCAGAAGCUGGAUAUUGUCUUCCAGUGUAAGCUCGAGAAGAACGAGACCAUCCGUGGUCUCUGCAACCUGCCGGUCAGCUCGUCGGCCCCCCUGCGCGUGGCGGUCUUCGCCACGGGCACCGCGGCCGUCGAUGCCAAGAACGCUGGCGCCGACAUCGUCGGUGCCGAGGACCUGGUCGCGCGCAUCCAGGCCGGCGAGGUGGACUUCGACCGGUGCUAUGCCACCCCGGACAUGAUGCCGCUGGUGGUGCGCGUGGCGCGUAUCCUCGGCCCGCGUGGUCUCAUGCCCAACCCCAAGUCCGGCACGAUCACCGACAACAUUGCCACCAGUCUGCGCACUGCCCAGUCUUCGGUGGAGUACCGUGCUGACCGCCGCGGCGACGUCCGUGUCUCCCUCGGGACCAUGGACUUCUCCGGCCGCGACCUCCAGCGCAACAUCCAUGCCCUCUACUCGACCAUCCUGGCUGCGCGCCCUGACAACAAGAACCGCCUUGUGCGUGUGGCGUACAUCUCGUCCACCUUCGGCCCGGCUAUCGGCCUGAAUGUGGCCGAGAUCGAUGCCCUGGCGUCGGUUGUCUAAGUGUGGGAGAAAGGAAAGAAGAAGAAGAAGAAGAAGAAAAAGCGAGAGCGAGAGUUCUCCUUUCAAUGCACGACGCCCAUGUGGCGCCUGUGACGCUGUGUACCGCGCGUGGCCGCGAGCGUAUGCAUGUGUGCAUCUUCGUCACUUCCGACAGCCCUGCUACUCCCCUUCCUGCCUCCUCCGCCCCCCUCCUGCCCUUGUUCCCUCUCCAUUCCGUUUCCCACAGGGGAGCCUGCCGCCGAGGUGGUUUCCCCCCGCCCUCCCCUCCGCCGCCGUCUCCACCUCCUGCUCCCUCUGCGCGGCUCCGAUGCCCAUCCCUUUCUUCCCCCUCCCCCCCUCCCCUCUCUCCUCCCUUGUGUCGCGUGCACGUCCUUCAGUGCUUCUUCCCGUGGGGAAGUGUACGACACCGCGUACAGCCUCUUUUUUUAACAUAGAUGAUAAACCACAGACAUUUUGCU